Ostreococcus lucimarinus CCE9901 is the source of this 726-nucleotide messenger RNA. RefSeq lists its product with no specific name. Gene Ontology annotation, biological process: protein refolding. Lineage: Eukaryota; Viridiplantae; Chlorophyta; Mamiellophyceae; Mamiellales; Bathycoccaceae. The record is from RefSeq and is a predicted model, not a curated record. Bases 1 to 726 code for a protein of 241 amino acids. Gene Ontology annotation, cellular component: cytoplasm. The transcript has a single exon.
AUGAUCCCCGACCACUACGCCGUCCUCGGCGUCUCUCCCACGGCGACGUCGUCGGAGAUCAAGCGCGCGUACCUCAGGCUCGCCAAGGAGCACCACCCCGACGUCGCGUCGUCGGGACGUUCGGACGACCAAACCUUUGCCUUGAUAUCCCACGCGUACGACGUGCUGAAGAACCCAGCGUCGAGGCGCGCGUACGAUGGGUCGAGAGGCGACGUCGCGUCGUCGUCGUCCGCGCGCGCGAGCGGCGCGGGCGGCGCGGAGGCGUGGCGCGCGCAGUGGAGGUCGAACGCGAACUGGCGACGACGACCGGGCGGCGACGGCGCGGGCGGGACAAAGUCGAAUUCGUACGCGUUCGACGACGACGAGGACUGGGAUGGGAACACGUCGUAUACCGCGGCUGAGGUCGAGCGAAGGAACGCGAGCGAGCGGACGCGGGCGCGGGAGAAGGCGGACGCGGCGAGGUGGUGGAAGCACGAACGGUUGAGCGCCGAGCGGCGACGACGACAGUUUCGAGAAGCGGACGCGGCGAAAACAGCGAGGCGUAGCGAACGCACGCUGCAUAAAGUUUCAAGUUUAUGGCACGCGCGCGCGAGGGUGGUUUGGCAGGAUGUCGCCGUGCUCGCCGUCGGCGCGGCGGUGUGUCUGUACGCUGGGUUCAGAUACGCCGGCGCCGGUGCGCGGAAUGGUGGCGAACGCGAACGCGAACGCGGCGACGAUCGUUCGUGA